Penicillium diatomitis is the source of this 1074-nucleotide messenger RNA. RefSeq lists its product as uncharacterized. NCBI's taxonomy places the organism in Eukaryota, Fungi, Ascomycota, Eurotiomycetes, Eurotiales, Aspergillaceae. Bases 1 to 1074 code for a protein of 357 amino acids. The record is from RefSeq and is a predicted model, not a curated record. Gene Ontology annotation, molecular function: oxidoreductase activity, acting on NAD(P)H. The transcript is spliced from 3 exons.
AUGAAAGAAGUAAUCAACCUCAUCGGGCCAGCCGUCAAGAUUGUAGACAGUCCAAUUCCCGAACCCAACGAUGAUCAAGUUUUGAUCAAGGUGGUGGUAUCUGGGUCCAACCCCAAGGACUGGAAGGUCCCGGAGUACGCUGCUGCUGCGGGCUCUAGCCUACCUAUGUUUGAGGCAGUUAAGAAUGGUGUGAAUCAGGGAGAUGACAUUGCCGGCAUCGUUGAGAAGGUUGGCGCAAAUGUAGUGGAGUUCAAGCCGGGCGAUCGUGUCGCCGCCUUCCAUGAGAUGUGCGUGCCUCAUGGCUCCUAUGCUGAAUAUGCCAUUGCGUGGAGUCACACGACUUUCCAUUUGCCCAAGACCACGUCCUUCGAAGAGGCCGCAACCCUUCCUCUCGCGGCCUUGACCGCGGCCGUCUCCUUGUACGGACACCUCGAGCUCCCGGCGCCCUGGACCCCUACUGAGACUCCCACGCCAUUCGUCAUCUACGGUGCCAGCACGGCCGUCGGCUCUUUCGCUAUCAAACUGGCGCGCAACAGCAACAUCCACCCUAUCAUUGCCAUCGCAGGCAAAGGCGCACCCUACGUUCAAGGCCUCCUCGACCCAAGCAAAGGCGACACAGUCGUGGAUUAUCGCCAAGGAGUCGCGGCCACCAUCCAAGCCAUUAAGGAAAGCCUCCAGAAAUCCGGCCAUUCUUCUGCGCGCCAUGCCCUUGACACCAUCGCCUCCGAGGACAGCGCAGAGGUUGUAAGAAACUCGGUGGCAGAAGGCGGCAAGGUCGACUUUGUGCUGCCGAAUGAGCUGGACGUGUCUCCUGCCGUGAAGACGAUCACAUCAGUUGGCUCUGUUCAUAAUCAGCCUGGAUUUGGUACCCAUGAGAACUACGAGGAUCUCGGUCAGGUGUUCUCGCGGUACUUUACGCGGGCCUUGCAAAAAGGCACCUUUUCUGCUCAUCCUUAUGAGGUGAGGCCUAGAGGUUUGGAGGGUGUGGAGGAUGCUUUGAAGGAUCUGAAGGCAGGCAAAGCAAGUGCAGUGAAGUAUGUCUUCCGCAUUGCGGACACGCCGGGUCUUGCUUGA